UGGAGCUAUACAACAGUGAGCUCUGAGACUACACAUCUCAGCUCAUAUUCCCCCCAUCAGCAGCAGACAAACAAUUUCCCGAUCGCUGCUGUGCCGUUAUCAAAGAGGGGAGAAUGGCGCACAGACUGAAUGGAGAGGACAUACCUCUGGAUAAACUGGGUGACAUAGAGGUCCUGAAACCUAAUGUACCCUCUGAACACCCGCAGGCACACACCCCCUCUAGAAACUGCCCCAUGAACUUGAAUCACUACGCCACUAAGAAGAGCGCGGCUCAGAGCAUGCUGGACGUUGCCCUGCUGAUGGCCAACUCGUCUCAGCUGAAGACCGUUCUCUAUGUGGGGCCUCAUUACCGUUUCUACAUCCCCCUCCUUGUCCUGCUGUCUCUGUCCAUCACUUUACAGGUCUUGGUGGGGCUGCUGCUCGUAUUUAUUGUGAAGUAUGAUCUGAACGACGAGAGUAAACACGCCAAGUUGAACAGGAUGAACAACGUAGCGACAGUGCUUGUCUUCUUCACCGUCCUCAUCAACAUCUUCAUCACAGCGCUUGGAUAUGAGGAAAAUGCUGUCAGGUCAUCAGGGUCACCGGUGAUGUCAGAGCCUCCGCUUUCCCUUCUGCCCUCCGACCUGAACAUGGCUGUUGGCAUUUAGACUGUCUUUGGACCAAAAUAAGACUUUCUUUGUCCACCUUUUAUCUCAAAGCCUUGAAAUCUAAAGGGUUAUGGCGGGACAGCAGCCUUUUUUCUAACGUCUGUAUUGGCUCCCUGCAGUGAAGGAGAACUCGAGUCCUGGACUCUGACUCGAGUCGCUAUUCUCUGGACUCGUGACUCGAUUUGGACUUGGAUGACUUAGACUUAAGGAUUUAUGAAAUUGGGCUUGAGCAUUCAUGAAAUAGGAUUUGGAAGUUGGAUGAAGUUUCUGACUACUUUUAUGUGUAAUAGGCAGUGAUGGAGUACUCAAAUCUGACUCGAGUCGCUAUUCUCUGGACUCGAACUCAGGUAAUGGUGACUCGACUCAGACUCUUCUUUGGUGACUCUGACUUGAACACUGGGGACUUGAGACUUGAUUCGGACUUAACAGUUGGUGACUCGACUACAGCACUGGCUCCCUGUUCAAAUUCUGACUGGUUUGUGCAAAGAUUCACCAGCUGGAACAAACCUUUAAUUCCUUAAUGGAUUUAAUAGAUUUACCAUGAAAGACUUUUGUGAAUGCAGGCUGAGACUUAUACAACCUCUGGCUCACCAAGUAAAUGUAGAUGAACUGCAUUUAUAUAGCGCUUUUCUAGUCUUAACCACUACUCAAAACGACGUACACAUGGGCGCCAUUCACCACGGCGCCCUAUUCAUACACUGGUGGCCGAGAUUGCCAUACAAGGUCUCCUCAGAUAAACAUUCAUGCACAUUCAGACACCGAUGGCACAGCAUCAGGAGCAAUUUGGGGUUCAGUGUCUCGCCCAAGGACACUUCGACAUGUAGACUGCCAGGGAUCGAACCACUGACCCUGAUUGGUAGACGACCGCUCUACCACCUGAGCCUCAUCCUCACUGACUAUCGACCACAACCUCAACUCAGAAUCACAGCUGUUGAAUUAAACUUGUGACGCCGUAGGACUACCAGUUUUGGCUUGUGUCUGUCUCUUUCAGAUACCUGGAGCCAGGCGUUGUAAACAUUCAGGGCCCAAACACUAGCAGGGAGGUAGGGGGGUGGGGGGCAUGCUUUAUUUACAGCAGCUAUAUGCACUAUUUUUCAAGCCAUUUGACAAAAUAAUGCCUAAAAAUUUGUACAUGAUUUAGGAAAAACAAGAUAGAUGCCAAGGAAAAGAAUGAUCCUGUAGACCUGUCUUCAUCAUUCUGAAACCAGAACACAAUACAUGUUAAGGAUUUUCACUCCUGACACCUAAAGACAGGCAAAAAUGGUCUGAUGUUACUAUUUUUGAAUUAUAUAACAUAAGUUGGAAUUUGGUGUUAACAGCAUUGAGUAGAGUUCACAGAAUUAAUGUCAAUAUUUCACAGUAACAGAGCUUUUGCUCUGUUGGUUUGCCGGUCCAGUCAGAGAGACUGAGAUAAAUGACAGACAGAUUCCCUACUUUUAAAGUGCUCAAAUUAUGCUUUUUCCCUUCCCUUAUUGUUAUAUAUCUUUUUUGUGCAAGUUAUUUACAAAGUGAAAAAGUC
Molecule: messenger RNA, 2166 nt
Organism: Perca fluviatilis (European perch)
Lineage: Eukaryota; Metazoa; Chordata; Actinopteri; Perciformes; Percidae
Exons: 4
Coding region: 114-647 (177 amino acids)
Biological process (GO): cell adhesion; tissue regeneration
Cellular component (GO): membrane
Source: RefSeq, a predicted model, not a curated record